CGCGCCCCGACCUCAGGCCUCCAGUGGAGCUCGAGCCCGGUCAGGAGAAGCGCGCCAAACCCGCGGCAUCUCACGGGCAAAGAUCAUCUGCGAGCAAACGGCGGCGCGCGAGACUGACGCGGCGCAGGCGGCGGACGUGACCUGUGCGCGGCGGAAGUGCCGUACCUUGCCCCGCAGCGAGCGUGUGAGCGCCGCUCAGAUCUUUGGACGCGAAAUGGUCAACCAAGUUAUUGGCAGACUUUGUUACGGAAACAAGAUGAUUCUGGCCCCCAUGGUGCGUGUGGGCACUUUACCAAUGAGACUGCUGGCACUCGAGUACGGAGCAGAUAUUGUCUACUGCGAGGAAUUAAUUGAUUUAAAAAUGAUGCAAUGUAGGCGAGUUGUCAAUGAGGCCCUGGAAACAAUAGAUUAUGUUGCAACUGACGACCGAGUUGUUUUUCGGACCUGUGAAAGAGAAAAGAAUCAUGUUGUUUUCCAAAUGGGUACAGCAGAUGCACAGAGAGCAUUGACGGUCGCACAGCUUGUGGAAAAUGAUGUGGCUGGUAUUGAUGUAAAUAUGGGCUGUCCUAAAGAAUAUUCAACCAAGGGUGGCAUGGGAGUAGCAUUGUUAACCAACCCUGACAAAAUUGAGACGAUCCUUUCCACUCUAGUUAAAGGAAUCUCAAAGCCAGUGACAUGCAAGAUUCGUAUUUUGCCAUCUCUGGAAGACACCAUUAACCUGGUAAAACGUAUCGAAAGAACAGGCGUUGCAGCCGUGGCUGUACACGGAAGAAGGAAGGAGGAAAGACCGCAGCAUCCUGUGCACUGUGACGUAAUUAAAGCGGUCUCUGAAGCUGUGUCAAUCCCUGUAAUAGCAAAUGGAGGAUCUCAGGAGAUUAUCAAAGAUUUUGCAGGCAUUGAAGAAUUCCGCUGGGCAACAAAUGCUUCUUCAGUGAUGAUAGCCCGGGCAGCGAUGUGGAAUCCGUCCAUCUUCAGGAAGGAAGGACUGUUACCAGCAGAAAAGGUGUUGAAGGAAUAUCUCACAUACGCAAUUAAAUAUGACAGCCAUUACUCAAACACUAAAUACUGUCUCUGCCAAAUGUUGAGAGAUAAAUUAGAAUCAGCUCAAGGAAAAAAGUUACACGCUGCACAAUCAAAUGAGGAGCUUUGUGAGGCUUUUGAAAUGAUCGAUUUUUACAAAGAAGUUAUGGCUGACUUGGAGUCAAAAAGGGAUCGGCUGAAAUCAAGAGAUGAAGGGAAGUCAGAACAAAAUCCUGAAGAUAAAGAAUACACUGAUACCAUACAGAUGGCUGUCAGAUUCAACAAGCGUGAGUACCCUCCUCAAAUCACGCCCAAAAUGAUAUUGCUUGAAUGGUCUCGAAAACAAAAGCUUCCUCAACCAGUGUAUGAGACAGUACAGAGACCAUCAGACAGGCUAUUUAACUCAGUUGUGACAGUGGCAGACCAAAAGUACAGAUCCUCUUGUUGGGAUAAAACAAAGAAGGCAGCGGAGCAGUCAACAGCCAUCGUGUGCCUGCGAUCUCUCAGGGUUCCUGAGGGAAACUUGUGUGAGGGAGAAAACCCCCUGAAAAACAAACGGAAAAGAGGUGAGGCAGGAGUCCCCAAUGGCACAGAACGACAGAUGCUCCCUGUCCGGACGCCAAUAAAAGAAGCAGCCCUUCACUGAAGAAAGUAUAACAACUGACAUCACAGGAGUAAUGGAAUACGCUGGAAUUCUCUGAAGUGGAAUGGCAAUUCAAAAGUGGUUUUAUAUAUUCAUAAAAUGACUUUUAAGUUGUACAUAUAUUUAUAUACAUAUAUAAACGUGUGUGUGUGUGUAUAUAUAUAUCAUAUAAAUAUAUACACAUUUAAUCAGCCAGUACUCCUGCCUUGAUCUUUCUUGUGGUCAGUCUCCAUGAGCUCCACUGAUGCUGAAAUGUUGUUUUAAUAUGGUGGCCACAUGCCUCAAGAGCAACAGAGAACCUGGUGUGCCUGAGGAACUUUCUGCAAGAGCUAAAGUGUUUGUUUUCUUUCCUGUUUGAUUAUGCCUUACACAAAUAUCUGCAUAGUGUUUCCAAACCACUAACUGUGCCAGAGUGUACAAUUUAAUAUGGCACCAGUUCUGCACAAACCAUCAGUUCUCUGGCUUCACUUACAACCUGGAAGCAUUUAUUUAACAUUUAAUUUUACUAUUCGCUGCAUUAUCAAUAGUAGACUUCAUCUGUUCAUCAAUUUAUCCCCUUUCUUCCAUAUGUUUUCUUUAUAUCUAUUUCAGUUGACUUCUCUGUAUCUUUCUGUGUAAAUAAAAAGUGAACGUACCAAGAAAGUAUAAAAUCAAACCCAAUCCUUUGAA
Molecule: messenger RNA, 2332 nt
Organism: Amblyraja radiata (thorny skate)
Lineage: Eukaryota; Metazoa; Chordata; Chondrichthyes; Rajiformes; Rajidae
Gene: dus2
Product: dihydrouridine synthase 2
Exons: 16
Coding region: 215-1666 (483 amino acids)
Biological process (GO): tRNA dihydrouridine synthesis
Cellular component (GO): cytoplasm
Molecular function (GO): tRNA binding; tRNA dihydrouridine synthase activity
Source: RefSeq, a predicted model, not a curated record